Terrapene triunguis (Three-toed box turtle) is the source of this 2790-nucleotide messenger RNA. RefSeq names its product ankyrin repeat and SOCS box containing 16 (gene ASB16). The transcript has 5 exons. Gene Ontology annotation, cellular component: synapse; axon initial segment; membrane. Gene Ontology annotation, molecular function: transmembrane transporter binding. The record is from RefSeq and is a predicted model, not a curated record. The coding region runs from base 284 to 1657 and encodes 457 amino acids. Lineage: Eukaryota; Metazoa; Chordata; Testudines; Emydidae. Gene Ontology annotation, biological process: intracellular signal transduction; neuronal action potential; negative regulation of delayed rectifier potassium channel activity.
GCUGCUGUAGGUUUGUUCUGCUUAAACUCCUGCCACCCAGCAACAGGUUAAUGCCUCUAAACGCCACCGGCCCUGGAUAGAACAUGACCCUGCACCAACUUCUGCUGACUGCCCUGGUAAGUAUCCCCUCUAUUUAUAGCAUGGCCUGGCUUGCUCUUCUGAAUCAACAAGGGGAGGGGUUUUCUGGUCAUACCCAUAUUUACAAGCCUGAGGAGGUGGCAGGGGGCACUAAUCUGCUGCCCGUCCCAGAGGCAAGGAGGCCCCAUCCCGCGGAGCCAAGACAAUGUCUAGGGAGACCUUUGCGUUCACUUCCUCCACCCUGCGCGCGCUGCGCCUGCAGAGAGAGCGGCUGGAGUGGGAGGAUCGCCGGAGGGCUCUCUCCAGGCAGUGCCUGACCAGGAGGUUCCCACCAGCCACCAGCAGCUCCCUGCUCCCCAAGCCCGCCCGGCGUCCCCGGUACUGCCGGGACCCUGCCGUCCACAACGUCCUGUACACCGGGGACCUGCAGACCAUCAAGAACAUCUUCAAAGACGAGGCCAUCGCGAACGUGAUCGUGGAGACGGUCAGCGAGGAGCUGAUGUGGUCGGCAGAGCUGGGGCUGUGGGUCCUGAGCCCUCAGAAGAAGCACACAUCCCCCUUGCGGAUCGCGGCGGCCCGAGGCUAUCGGGACUGCGUGAAGCACCUGAUUCUGCAGGGAGCAGAGGUCGACGCCGUGGUGGGCGGGAAGGCCGCCCUCCAUGACAGCUGCAUCCACCAGCGUGCCGAGUGCUCCCAGCUGCUCCUGAGCUACGGCGCCAACGCCAACGUGCUGUCAGAGGAGGGGCUGGCCCCACUGCAUCUCUGCACCUCCCCGGAGACCUUGCGGUGCGCCGAGCUGCUCCUGGAGCACGGGGCCCUGGUGAACCUGAGCACCAGGGACAGGCGGACGACCCCGCUGCAUGUGGCCGCCGAGCACGGCCUGGAGGCCCACCUGCAGCUCUACCUGUGCUACGGGGCCGCCCUCGCCCACCGGAACCGGGAAGGGGAGACGGCCCUCAACGCUGCCUGCGCCAGCGCCGACAAGCCCACCGAGGCCGAGCGCUACUACAGGGUGGCCAAGCGGCUGCUGGAGUGCGGGGCUGACGCCAGGACGGCCGGCAGGAAGAACCACACCCCGCUCCACAACGCCUGCGGCAACUGCCACCCCCGCCUGGUGGAACUGCUGCUCCGGCAUGGGGCUGCCGUGAACGUCAGCAACUGCGCCGGCUACACGCCCAUGGACUGCGCCCUGCAGGCGGUGGAGGAGUACCUGGACGGGCACCCCGAGAGCAUCAUCGCCACCUUACUGGACCACGGGGCGGCGGCCAUCAACCCCAAGAUGCUGAAGUUCUGCUCCUUGGCCCCUCGUGCCCUGGAAGUCGUGCUGAAUUCCUACGACCGGAUCCCGUCCUGCGAUUCCUGGGUGGAAGUGGUGCCUCCGGAGAUGUGGCAGGAGCACAAGACGUUUUACGACUCUGCUCUCCAGAUGACGAACCAGCCCCGUCAGCUGCAGCACCUGGCGCGCUGCGCCGUGCGAAAGCACCUGGGAGCGCGGUGCCAUUCCGCCGUCCCCGAACUCAAACUGCCCCCGGCUCUGCGGGAUUAUCUGCAGCUCCCUCUGGAGGGCUACAUCCGGUGAAAGAGAAGGUGCAUCCUUCAGGCGUGUCAUUUGGGGAAUGGCUUUGAAUUGCUGAUGGGUGACUGGAGAGAGCCAGUGGGCUUCAAUACAGCCUGAGAUCCCAACGCACCAGGGGCCGUAUUAUUCUGUCAGUUGACUCCUGCCGAGUAGUAGCCAUAUGGGCUAGUUAUAUCGAGUAAGUUGCCGCUCAGCGGGAAUGAGGUUGGCAGAAUCUAGCCCUUUCUGAAUCUACUUUGCUAACAGGGCUUGGCUUGGGCCAGCACCAGUUUCCACCCCGCUCUACUGCAUAGAAUACGAGGACAAAGGAUGGUCAAUGAAAUUCAAAAGCAGGACACUUAAAAGUGACACCGCAGAAUAUUCUUCCCCAUGCAGUACCUACUUAGUCAGGGGAACCCAUUGCCACAAGACCUCACUGAAGCCAAGAGGUGAGCAGGACUCCAAGGAAGGACUGGACAUUUAGCUGGAGAACCAGGAUCUGCUGAGUUAGAAUAGUAAAGCCUUCUACGAUACGAGAGUCUCUCUAUAUUUAAACGCUUUCUGCUUCAGGCCACGAGCCAAAUGCUGACUAAUGGGAUCAGGAAGAACGUCUCACUCUGAGGGGAGCAGGGAACAUUCUGGAGAAGGGGUCAAGGAUACCCCCAGUGGCCAAAAAUGGAAUAACCUCCCUAUGGGGGAAGUUUCCUCCUGACCCCUCCGUUAGCUUAUGCCUUGAAGCAGGAGCAUUUAAAAAAGAGCUAGCUCUUUUCAUCUGUAAAUCUCAAAGCAGUUACAACGGCAGGUCUGCUUCAUUACCCCCUUUACAGCUGGGGAAACUGAGGCACAGGGCAGUGGAAGUGACUUGCCCAAGGUCACCCAGCAGGCCAGUGGUAGAGCUGAGAAUAGCUCCCUGCUCGCCAGUCCACUGCUCGAGCCACUAGACCCCAUUGUAGCCCUUCCAAGGGAUUUUAAAAACAACCUUCUAAUGUAAUGACGGAUGUUCUCGUUAUCUGGAUAGGUCCAGUCUCUUUUACUUGAAUCCUGCUUAUGUAUUUUAAUCUCAUGAGCUCAAAAACUGCCUGCAGUUUGCAGUAAAAUAUUCUGUUCUGCUUUUGCACUUUAGGGGCAGCCUGUGCUAGUUGUUUCCCCAUGUAAAA